AUGUGGGACUUUUUGCCUUGCAUAGAUUUGCUUCUAGUUGCUUGGUCAGAUAUGGGUGCCGAAGGAAUCGCUUCGCCUAAUGAUGGCGGGGUGCCGAAGGCAUCACUUUCGCCUAAUGAUGGCGGGGCGCCGAAGGCAUCACACUCGUCGAAUCAUGAAGCUUGUAGAACAACCUUAAGUCCCCAUUUUUACUUUUUAGAGGGGUGCCGAAGGCAUCGCUCUCGUCUAAUGAUGGCUGUCGCGCCUAAUAAUGACGCGGUACCGAAGGCAUAUCUCGCGCCUAAUGAUGGCGGGGUGCCGGAGGCAUCUCUCGGGCCUAAUGAUGACGGGGUGCCGAAGGAGAGAGCCAAGGAAUUGGAGCUGGGCCAUUAG
Prunus armeniaca (apricot) is the source of this 372-nucleotide messenger RNA. The record is from the annotation of a GenBank genome assembly. NCBI's taxonomy places the organism in Eukaryota, Viridiplantae, Streptophyta, Magnoliopsida, Rosales, Rosaceae.